Molecule: messenger RNA, 687 nt
Organism: Eimeria acervulina
Lineage: Eukaryota; Apicomplexa; Conoidasida; Eucoccidiorida; Eimeriidae
Product: RER1 protein, putative
Exons: 1
Coding region: 1-687 (228 amino acids)
Biological process (GO): retrograde vesicle-mediated transport, Golgi to endoplasmic reticulum; protein retention in ER lumen
Cellular component (GO): Golgi membrane
Source: RefSeq, a predicted model, not a curated record
AUGAUGGCCUCUAUGAGUGCUGAGGAGUUGGCUGAUCAGCCUUUCUCCUCUCGUGUCUGGGCCAGCGUGGGCCGUGUGAGCAGCGUCUACUUGAACAAGUCCAUUUUGUACCUCAAGACUCGUUGGCUUGUGCUUUUCGCGUGCUUGGCUUUCUACAUCGUGCGUGUCUACUUCUUAGCCGGUUUCUUUGUAGUCAGCUAUGGGCUGGGCAUCUACCUUUUGAACCUCCUGAUUGGCUUCAUCUCUCCCCAAGUGGACCCGGAAACCGACGAGUACGUCUUGCCUGUCAGGGGAGGAGGAGGCGGCGCUCAGAGUGAGCCAGGAGAGUUCCGGCCAUUUCUGCGCCAAGUCCCAGAGUUUAAAGCAUGGGCCUCAGGCAUGCGAGCGUUGCUUAUUGCCAUCGCCAUGACGUUUUUCCAGGUGUUCGACUUGCCCGUCUUCUGGCCCAUCCUCCUCAUCUAUUUCAUUCUCCUCUUUAUUCUCACUAUGAAGCAGCAAGUCAAAAAAAUGAUCAAGUACAAGUACCUUCCUUUCUCUUGGGGCAAACAAACGUACGGAGAUAUCACCCGCGGUAGCGGCCCCAGCAGUCAGAGCCCCUCCUCUCCCAAGGCAUCCGUCACCUCAACAGCCACAGCUCCUUCCUACAUAUCCCACGAGCACUUUGCAGCCACAUACGUCCUGCGCUAA